Messenger RNA from Striga hermonthica, 708 nucleotides. Lineage: Eukaryota; Viridiplantae; Streptophyta; Magnoliopsida; Lamiales; Orobanchaceae. The record is from the annotation of a GenBank genome assembly.
AUGGCUCUAAGCUACUACUACAACUUUCAAACGCCCGAACUCGAACCCGUGCCCGAUUAUAACUUCGACCCAUUGCCCGAUUAUUUCUUCGAUUUCAACGACGCAUUUUCCUUCGAGCCCAACUAUUUCGAGUCGCUUUUCUCUCCCGAAUACAACAACAUCGGCAGCAACAACAACAACAAUGUUAACAGUACCACAUUCGAAUCGAGUUACGACCCUCAAGAAACGCAUCCUCCGAAGCGCUACAAGCAAAUGUUGUACGACGAGCUUCUCGUCGAACCCGAGCUAAGCGGGCCCCACAGAUUCGCAAUCCGGGCCGCUAACGAUGUUACUGGGCAGCCGCCGUCGGCCCAGAGCGUCACGGCCCGGGAGAGGCGGAGGAGGAUAAGCGAGAAGACGCGCGAGCUCGGGAGUCUCGUCCCGGGGGCCCACCGGAUGAACACGGCCGAGAUGUUUCGGGCCGCGUAUAAGUACAUCGAGUUUUUGCGGGCCCAAGUCGGGAUUCUCGAAUUUAUGGGCUCAUAUGAGAAGGUGUAUGAGAGUCAUGAGGAGAUGAAUGGUCUAUUGGGGUCGUGUUUGGUUCAGGAGAAGUUGUACGGUGCGGGAAGGUGCAUGGUCCCGAGUGAGUUCGUGCGAGGAUUGGCCAAUGAGGAGCUGAAGGGUUUUGAGGGAGAAAUUGAAUUUUUGAUUCAUGCUAGUCCCGUUUAA